UUUUUCACUUUGGUUACAAAAUUUAAAUUCAUCUUGAUUAAUUGUUCCUUUUGAUUUUGGAACAAUUUAUUUUCGCUUUAAUUUGUUAAAUUGUUAAUCAAUUUAGUUGAUUGAUUUGUUUACCUUAGUUGUUUAACUGAUUGUGAACAGUGAUUGUUUAUUGGAAUACCAGAUUUUUUUCCCUGCUUCUUUAACUUGGUUUUUCUAUCGAAUUAUAUUAAGAAUCCUCAAUUUUAACUGGAAAAUCAAAACACCUAAAGGAGAAUAUAAACCAACCAUUGUUGAAAGAGAAUUUUUUUUUGGAUUUUGGAUUAUUCCAUCUGGUCAAACUCAUUUGUUCUCUUUCGACCAUUUCAUCUUCUCGCCUUUUUUUCUACUUAUUCUUUAAUUGUUUUAUUCGGUUAAAGGUUUAAUUAUGGGUUAUCUUUAAAUUCUUCAUGUUUGGCCGAGGUGAAUUAUGAUCAGGAUACCUGAAAAGAGCUGUUUGUAAUAAUAUUGUCGCUGGACCGGUAACACUUCCUGUGUAUACAAAAAGAUAUGUUGAACUGUGUUUUCGAACUACUUUUGUCAAAAUUUACUACUUCCAUUCUUAUCAUUAGAUGAUAAUGAAAAAUUGAUUGGUAAUUAAUACUCACUGAUAUCAAAAAUUGUCUUGAAUACAAGUGGACCUAAUCUCAUUAGACUAAAUAUUAAAAUCUUCCAUCGGCUAUCUACUUAAAAAGAAAGAUAAUACUCUCAAUUUUAUUUUCUACUUAGCCUUCAAAGACUUUCAGUAUAAUUCAUAUUUUAUACUAUUGCUUUGUUGGAGUUUAAUUUUUCUACUCACGCCAUUCAAGACAAAGAACACAACCAACCUGUUUAGAAUUAAACAAAGUUACACAAUAAUUCACCAUAAUCAUGGAUAAUAACACAAGUGACGGUGAUGUUGAAGAGCGAACAGAUUUAGACAGAAACGAUUCAUCAGAUGGUGAUACUGUUACCGAAGACUCUCUUCCAUCAACUUCUCAUAAAAGUCAAGUUGGACGUAAAUCUUUGUCAGGACAAAUUUGCUCCUUAAAAACUUUAAUCGAUGAUCAAAUUGUCGACCCUGGAAACAAUGUACUUACCAUGGACUAUUAUGGUACUAAAUUUGAUGCUGACUUAUUACCCAAUGGUAAUAUAAGAUGGGCUCAAUCAAAGCAAAUAUUUACUACACCCAGUGCCUGGUUUAAUCACUGUAAGAAACUUGUCAAUCCAGAGAGUAGUAACAGUAAACCUGGUUCAGCUUGGUCUACAAUCAGGUAUCGACGAAAGCGACUCGAUUCAUAUAAAUUAAGAUGGUAUCGAAAGCAAAGAAAGAUUGUCACCUCGGCCAACAUGUACGAUUCAGCAAUGGUUUAUUCCAAGGCAGCCUCAGACUAUUUAACCCAUUCCCAAAGUGUUUCAUCUGAUUCUUCCCCUGUCCCAUUAACUUUUUUACCUGACAAUUAUCCAAUGAAAGAGAAAAAUGUUGUUGAACAUCAUACUCUUGCCAGUAAACUUAUCCAACAGGAUACCAAUACCAUGGUUAAAUGUAUUCCAUUCAGUGCCCUGGAAAGGAUUCAGCCUUUUACCUUAACAAUUUCAACAAAUGCUCUUUUAACAAUUGAUUUCCAUUGUCAUUUAACAACCGGUGAAGUUGUCGGUUAUCUUGGCGGUUCUUGGGAUAUUACAACUCAUAAUUUGUCAAUUCUACAAGCAUUCCCUUGUAAAACUCGACUUGGUGAUAAAGAAAGAUCUCGAAAAGUUGAAGAAGAGAUUAGACAAAAUAUGGAUCAGAAAAAAUUGACCAUCGUUGGCUGGUAUCAUAGUCACCCGAAAGCAGCCCCUCAACCCACCAUACGAGACAUUGAAUCUCAAAUGGAUUAUCAGAUCGCAAUGAAAGGUGAUACUGAUGCAACUUACAUUCCCUGUAUUGGAUUAAUUUGUUCACCUUACGAUGAAGAUAAUCCAAGAUUAACCUCAAGGUAUCAAGCUUUUUGGGUUAUGCCUCCAAAUGAAUUUAAACCCCUUGAAUAUGGGCGACCCAUGCAGAUGACUUACAGUGUGACCAGAGAUUCAUUUCUAACACAAGAUUUACUAUUAGACAUGCGUUUACUUGCUCAUUAUUAUAUUGAUGGUCCAGACGCGAUUAAAUUUUCCGAUAAUUACUCAACUAAAGAGAAAACUUUUUGGCACAAACUUCAGGCCUCUUUAAAGCCAUUUUUACCCCGAGAUCUCACCACUACCGUUAAUCAAACUCCAGCUCAGACACAAGUCCAACAACAAGCACUUUCCCAUUUCUGGGCUUUUCUCAAAGGACUUUUACUCCCUUGAAGUAAUUUCCACUUCGCCACAAUUAACAAAAUCGUCCAAUUCCCAUGACAAAACAACAAUCCCCUUUUAUCUCUAACAAGAAUACAAUUGAUAUUUAUUCAUAAUUUUCAUUAAUCGACAAACUCCACACCAAACCUGAUUAAAGAGCGAUGGAUAAAACUUGAUCUCAGCAAUAAUGUCUAACCAAUUGACAAAGGGAAAUUCUUACAUUGUAAAAAACAACAACAACAAAUAGUGAACCAAAUUAAUAAAUAGUAAUAACAUUUA
This is a messenger RNA of Panonychus citri (citrus red mite), 2601 nucleotides long. RefSeq names its product MPN domain-containing protein-like. Bases 898 to 2334 code for a protein of 478 amino acids. The transcript has 4 exons. Gene Ontology annotation, biological process: double-strand break repair. Gene Ontology annotation, cellular component: BRCA1-A complex; BRISC complex. The record is from RefSeq and is a predicted model, not a curated record. Lineage: Eukaryota; Metazoa; Arthropoda; Arachnida; Trombidiformes; Tetranychidae. Gene Ontology annotation, molecular function: metallopeptidase activity; polyubiquitin modification-dependent protein binding.